AUGCCACGCAAAGAAUUCCUGCGAGAUCUCGCAGAUGCAGCGGUCCCUGGCCGAUUCCCCUGUACCUCCGAUAUCAGAACAGGGGAGUAUGAUGGAUCAAUUUCCUUCACAUUUGUAGCACCCGAGGCAAGCCUCACCCUUGAUCUCCAAGCUAUAGUUUCCGACUCUCACGAUUAUCCCAGGGACCAUGGCUUUUUGGUCUUCCCAUCGUCCGAGAACUGUCCAAAGACAGUCAGCUCCUCCCUCGAAAAUGCAGUGCCUUCAUUCACAGGCUUAACUAUCCAUGAAUUGUUGCGCAACAUUGAGAAAAUGAUCACCAACUCUAUGGUUGAUCCUGAUUCGACAUCCAGUUACCUAGAGGACCUAGGCUCUCGUGACUCCGACUCCGACGACUCGACUGCCGGUGAUACUGAGCCAGGCUGGGAGUCUGAUGAUGAAACCAGAAUAUUCACAUCUACUCAAAGUAAGACGAAGUUACGAGAGAAGAUUCGCCGUGACCUUCGUGUGGUCAAGAACGCGGGAUUCAAAGUGGGAUACCUGGGGUUAAAACAUGGCGAUAUUAUUGUGUCAGUGUCUUGCCGCAUUUCCAAGCUUGGCAUUUCCGAGGAAGCUAUGGAUUCUUGGGGCGUCGAACCGUCGGAGUAUUUGGUUUUGCUGAUCCGUUAUCGACCGACUUACCAUGAACUCCAAACAAUUAUCGAGAUAGCAAUUGAUUCGAAAAACCCACCGGUUCAGAUGAAUGUUGGCCUUUGCAGCUCAUACAAGCCAUCCUUAGAGCACGCUAUGGAAGUUAUACAGGAGUCACAGGAUCAACGGACGAAAGACGAGAGUAUGACUUCGGACAAAACAAUACGUGGUCAUCUUUUCAGGCCGCUGUUCAUUGGAAAAUCGCUCAAUUUACUUAUCAGAGAGCGCCUGCUUGGGAUCAUCAGUCUUCGACUAAAACAUGGGCUUUCAUGGACAGGGGCAGAACUUUUCUUCCAGACCAACCAAGGCAGGGAUUACAGCUCUGAGAACUUUUCCGAGGAGGACUAUCAGCCGGACAGCUGGGCCACGUCGACGCCAGAAAUCCUUUUGGCUGAUCAUAUGACCGAACUGGACCGCAAUAUCUCUAAUAUGUCUUUUCCUCUUCUUGCCAUGCAGUUUACCCUGCGGCAUUUUGUCAAGUGCACAGAAUUUUGCUUAGUUUGCCACUGCAAAACUGGUGAUGCCUUCGAAUCACUGAAGCCAUAUGUUUGCUCCAAUGAUUUAUGCCUCUACCAAUACAUGGCGCUGGGACUGGGUGCAAGCCUUGAGUAUGAGAUCCAGUCCCAGCCCUUUGUCGUUGACUUGCUAACCAGCCUGGCAUACGCGAGGGCUUCAGCGGGGCUUCUUGAAGACUUCCCAACUGGUCUUCGGCUACGCGUACCCGAGAAAUUACUUCCUAAAGAAAACUCAGAUUGUUCUACAAAUUAUAUCGGGCAAUUUGAUGCAACCGAUCUUGAAAUUCGGCUAGAUCAGCCGACUCCGGUCAAAGUCGGCGAUUGGAUUGUCCUCAUUAUGAAGACUCCAAAACCUGCAGAAUGGCACUGUCGUGUUGAACACAUUGGCGAGACGUUAAAUCAUAUUCGCAUCUCAUGUCCAAUUAGUAGAGGCCGUCGAGUGCAGCCAGGAGAGGUGCUAGGGGUGGAGCCCCAGCAAGUGAGAUUUGUUGUUUAUGACACCAAUCUAGACGAUUUGGCACCCACACAGAAACAGUGGAUGAUUUCUUGCCUAUUGGCCAUACUACCUAGUAUCGAGGAAAUGAAGACAUUCAUUGAGAGUGACAAAAGGGGCAAGCUUCUUUCAACCUGGAGAGACGUCAUAUCCCCUGCUGGAUUGGACCUUUUACGCUGGGUUGUCGCCUCAAAUCGAUCUUUCAUCAAGCAAGAUGUCGAUGAGCCUCGGCAUCAGAUAGAUGGAAUGGGCGACUACAUGCAAUUCAGACUUGUUCAAGGUGCUGUCGACAAAGAGCAGCGCUUUCUUCAAGCGGUCAACUCCACUUCUUUGGCCCAGAAUCCAAAGCAUCCUACUAUAUUCGCUUGGCAUGGCAGCGCUUUGCAUAAUUGGCACAGUAUUCUACGUGAGGGGUUGCAUUUCAAGCAAGUUGUCCAUGGCCGCUCCUGUGGUCAUGGUGUUUACAUGUCGAACCACUUCCAUACCUCAUUGUCAUACUGUGGUAGGAAUCUUCUUCCCACGUUUUCCACAUCUCCCGCGUUGUCCGCGAGUCGGCUGGAGCUCGCGACGGUGAUUUCUCUUAAUGAGGUCGUCAAUGCUCCCAAUCAGUUUGUGUGCCGUAGUCCCUACGUCGUGCAACACUUGGAUUGGAUCCAACCAAGGUACCUUUUCGUCAAGCUCUGUGACUUGAACGUACCUGGUAUGGCAAAGAAAACUGAUGGAUAUGCGCAUGGGAGUAAGUCAAAGAGCUCAAAAGCCCAGCCAUCAUCGUAUCAACAUGAUGAAAGCCUUUUAUACAAACAAGAUAAACGUUAUCCGGCUGUCGGUCCCAGCAACAAACAGAUCAAAAUUCCCAUCUCCGUAUUUAGCGGCCAAAGGGCAAACUUCCUUCAUGCCGCUAGUGAAACCGGGCUUGCAGACCUUGUGCCGUCACCCAAGAGACGCAAAUAUUCAAUUCAAGAUACUGAACAACACAACGACGACAACGACGACAAUGUCAGCGUUGAAACGACCACAGAGGAUCUCAGCAUUCUUUUAUCUGACGAUGAGAUGUGUGAAAGUCCCCCAGGUCCUAGCAUGCAAGAAGGAGCUGUCCCAGCAACAGACCUCAAGACUGAUUUCCGACCCGGAACCCUAGAGGAUACUUCUUUGCCUACACUCUCUCCACCCCAAUUUGCGACUACCUCAGCCACAAAAAUCCUACAGCAGCAUCUUCAGGCUACCAUAAAAACCCAGGAGCGAGUGCCACUCCAUGAGCUCGGAUGGUACGUCGACCCCAGCUUGAUUACAACAGUCUACCAAUGGAUUGCAGAGCUGCAUACGUUUGAUCCAUCCCUCCCACUAGCAAAAGACCUCAAAAAGACCAAACAAAAAAGCAUCGUCUUGGAGCUCCGCUUUCCCCGGCAAUUCCCUAUGGAUCCACCCCUUGUACGGGUCAUUCGCCCUCGUUUCCUCCAGUUCGCCGCUGGAGGCGGCGGCCACGUUACCGCCGGUGGAUCUAUGUGCAUGGAACUGCUGACACACUCGGGCUGGCUACCAACGACUUCAAUUGAGAGUUUGUUGUUGCAGGUUCGCAUGGCUAUUACCAGCACCGACCCAAGACCCGCGCGUCUGGAUAUCCAUAGCGCAAAAAUCGACUAUUCAGUAGGCGAAGCAGUAGACGCCUACAGAAGAGUUGCAUUGGCGCAUGGAUGGCAGAUCUCGAAGGAUAUUCAGCAACUUGCCUGGUAG
Messenger RNA from Penicillium roqueforti, 3426 nucleotides. Its product is annotated as putative ubiquitin conjugating enzyme. The coding region runs from base 1 to 3426 and encodes 1141 amino acids. The transcript is spliced from 2 exons. Lineage: Eukaryota; Fungi; Ascomycota; Eurotiomycetes; Eurotiales; Aspergillaceae. The record is from RefSeq and is a predicted model, not a curated record. Gene Ontology annotation, molecular function: NAD+ poly-ADP-ribosyltransferase activity.